AUCUGCAAAAAAGGAGGUCAUCGUGCAAAUAUUUUCUCAAAGAGAAGCCAUGAAGGAUCCAAGAGUUCUAAAAUAUGUCUAAAAUGUGGGGAUUUUGGCCAUGAUAUGUUUUCUUGCAAGAACGACUAUGCUACUGAUGAAUUGAAAGUGUGUGCUACUGAGGAAACUUUCAACCUAGAGUUUUAUGUUGUGUCGUCGAAAUUUAUCAGUGUUCCAUUUCUUCUAUUGCCUUUGAUAAGAAAUACAGUGUUACAUCUGUAUGAAUUCUGGCCAUCUUUGCUAUGCAAAGAAUGUACAGUAUCUCGUGGGGAGACUAGCGGUACUGGGUCACUUAAUCCCUGUUAUCUAUGUGGUGAAGAAGGUCAUUUUGCACGCGAAUGCACUAAUCUUAGCAAAAUCAAUAAACGGAAUCAUGAAUCAUCAACCCCUAAGAAGAAAGUGCAGAAGAAGAGAAAAGAGCAAAAAAAGUUCAGGUCUGAACCUCGUGAUUUUGGUAGAGCAUGAAAGAAGAAAGGAAAAAAUUAAGGCAAAUAUAUACCAGGAUGUAAGGUGAAACAAAAGGGUGGUUGGAUCCCGAAUGAUCCUGAAGACUGUCCUCAACCAAUUAAUUGAAAAUCUCCUUCAACUUCUAGAAAUAAGAGAGCUAAGAUUUCAAACUUGAGUACAGAUGGUAACUUUCCUGUACCUCGUUCAUCCAGAACGUCCAACGGACUUGAUUUUGAUACUUUCGCUUUUUAUGGGUCAAACAAUUAUCAUCACUAUAGGUUAUCAGCAUCUGGUGAUUUUGACAAUUCAGCUUCUUAUAGUUCAGGCAUAUAUCAUCAUUACCAUGGGUUUCAACAUCUGGUGAUUUUGAUAAUUUAACUUCUUCUGGUUCAGGCAAUUAUCAUCAUUACCAUGGAUUUUCAGCAUCACGAUUUGGCAACAUUAGUCACAAUAGGUGGAGAAAUAAUGGUUGGUAGCCGAGAUUAUUUCUCAGGUGUAGUUAUUUGGUUGAGAGCUUCUUGAAAAGGUCGGAGAACCUGUUUAUGUUCAUAAUUCAUGGAGACUGAUUGCGCGAGCUCAUUAAUUCAUCUGGGAUUUUUCAAGUUGUUUGUACAGGUGAGUAUGUAACUGAGCAUGAUCUCAUCAGUUGUAGUUACAUUUCAUUUAGCAGUUUGUAACUUGCUAUGUGCCUUUUAUUCC
Capsicum annuum is the source of this 1185-nucleotide messenger RNA. RefSeq lists its product as uncharacterized. The annotation marks the transcript as partial. Gene Ontology annotation, molecular function: nucleic acid binding; zinc ion binding. Lineage: Eukaryota; Viridiplantae; Streptophyta; Magnoliopsida; Solanales; Solanaceae. The record is from RefSeq and is a predicted model, not a curated record. The transcript is spliced from 3 exons.